Messenger RNA from Ciona intestinalis (vase tunicate), 2619 nucleotides. The record is from RefSeq and is a predicted model, not a curated record. NCBI's taxonomy places the organism in Eukaryota, Metazoa, Chordata, Ascidiacea, Phlebobranchia, Cionidae.
CCAGCGUUACUGACUCUACUUGUGGUUUUGUAAGUAGUUGUUGAUGUGUUUGUGUAGAUUAAAAAUAGCGAUUCCUUAUCUAUGAGGGUUUUCUUCCAAUAGUAGUACCACAACGUCUACAGAGGAAUUAUGACAAGUCUUAUAAAUUGCGAGUUGUUUCAAAGCGCAUCUACCGAAUCAAACAGACGACGUAAAGCACACCCUUACAAGUUGAAACGGAAAUCAGUUGAAAAAGUUCACUUGGCUGUGCAAGAACAACAACAACGACAUGAUGCAACACCAUGUAUUCAAUACACAAGCGAUCUCAGCAGUGAAAUUGACGAAACGGAGAAAUACUUGACCAAUUCUUGCAAAAAAAUUAAGCUGGAUAAACGUAAACAGGAACAAGAAACUGUUUCGCAAUCGAGCACGCAAACAACAAACAUAGAAACCACAGAAACAGUGUUUGCUACCCCUACAUUUGAAGUUGUCCGCGGGGAAUGUGAUGACCAGCUGGUCCUCACUCUCUUACCUGUUUCCCAAGCUCAAAGUGUCUCUCAUUGUGCGGCAAAUAAUAAUGCAGUAACAGUACCUGAACCACAAUUGACACUUGAAAUUGACGAAGGUUUCAAACCAAAAAAACGAAGAGCAGUAACUGCUAAUAAAAAGCUUUUAUCUUCCGUCGAAAGCGACCCUGUUCGAAAUAUUUGGAUCACAGCCAAGUUACACAAAGAACAACUGAAGGACAGCGGACACACGUGGACAACUGGUAUGUGGAGUAAAGCAGAAGUACAAGUACUCGAGCAAAACAUUGAAAGAUAUUGUCAGGAGCGAAGAAUCAAAAAUCCUGAAGAGAUAAUAUUCGAAAGCAGUAAAGAUGACAGGAAAGACUUCUAUCCAUACAUUGCUGCUGGCCUCAAUCGACCUCUAUUUGCUGUGUAUCGCAGAGUAAAGAGAAUGUAUGAUAAAAAGAACCACAAGGGAAAAUAUUCCAGUGAGGAGUUAGCCACACUACGCGAGUUAUACGAACAACAUGGGGAAAAGUGGGGAGUUAUCGCACAGAAGAUGGGAAGAAGUUCAGAUUCGGUAAAAGAUCGGUGCCGUUUGCUAAGACCUGGUCAGGAUGAAAUUCGUAUUGGUAAAUGGACAAACCAUGAGGAAGACAUGUUGACAAUGGCUGUUCACUACGUUACACAAACACAAGUUGGUGAAGCAGUUUCUAAAGGAAUUACUUGGAACUUGGUGGCAAGAAUCGUUCAAACUCGGUCCGAAAAGCAAUGCCGGGCGAAAUGGUUGAAUUAUUUGAACUGGAAGUUAAGAAGUGGUGAAGAAUGGUCGAGGAUGGAUAACAAACUUCUUGUAGAUCGAGUUGCUGAACUUGGUGCAAAGUCUGAGAAUGAAAUAAAUUGGUCGGCUUUAAGUGAUGGUUGGAAAAGUCCCCGCUCACCACAAUGUUUGCNAUUGUAAGUGGUCGCAUCUUAAGAAACCACUGUCUGAAUUUAACUUGGAUAAUCUGGAUUUUCCUGAAAGUGUUCAGGUUCUAAAAUCCCUCUACUCUGAGCAAGCAAUGAAUAUUUGUGACCGUCCACGCCAGUUAAUUAAAUCCAUCAUUACAAAUAAAUUUUCUCCGAAAAAACCGUUACCCAACUCCACAGAACGAGCUCCUGUCACUGUAACUAAUGAAGAAGGGAGCACCAUAUCGAGUAAUGUAUACGAGGAAAACUUAUUCAAACACAACGACAACAACAAUUUCCUUGCACCAAGCAACCCACCCCCACUCAACUCAAUGCAACACAGUUUAAAUGCAAUUGUCCGACCAAGAACGGAAUCUGAAUCCAUUUGUAACCAUCACAAGAAUGACUUUGAUUUAUCAGAAAGUAACGUUCUGUUAUGUGAUACAAAUGAUGGGGCACUAACACUUGCGCAAGAAGUCUACCCCCUCAGUUCACCAUCAUCAGAAGGUAUUUACACCAUUCAAUCUCCUGAUGGUGAAACUCAAGACUCAGAAUCUGUUUCAACUGAAAGUGGAAUGGUUAACAUUCUGACAAUCCUUGAACUUAAAACUGAUCCUAACACAAGUCAUGAGGUGACAGUUCCUACAUCUGGUGACAAUGAGAUAAUUUUAACUUCAGGAGAUACUGUUUAUUUUGCGCAUUCCUCAAACCCAAAUCAAAUUUUGGGAAGUUCCACUUCAUCUAGUACCUCCAGUUGCCAUGACGAUGGGAUUGGACUUCUUUCUGAUGCUUCUCAGCUCUCUGGAGUAAACAUCAAUUUCUGAAAAUCACUUUUAUUUGCCAAAACCUGUCUCUUGUGUGGAAUUACUAUGUAUUUGCUGUUAUAUACGUUAGCCAUAACAUCAAGCUGUUCCGUCGCAAAAAUCCCUGCAAUCAUGCACAAACAUAUUUUGAUCAAGGCUUACUCUGCCGAAUCAAAAACAUACACUGAAUGCAUCCAACUUGGUGUAAAAAAACAACAUUAAAACAUGAUUGAAUUUGAUGAAAUAGUGUUUUUGUGUGAAGUUUACAAUCUGCUGCCCGUAUUACUGUGGUCGUGUGUUAUUUAUUUGUCUCCAUUGUCAAUUUUGUUGCUGAAGAUUGUGGGCGUGAUGGUAUUACAUUAUAAGUUGUAACUUGAUGAAAA